Acanthaster planci (crown-of-thorns starfish) is the source of this 5902-nucleotide messenger RNA. RefSeq names its product profilin-like. The record is from RefSeq and is a predicted model, not a curated record. Gene Ontology annotation, molecular function: actin monomer binding. Gene Ontology annotation, cellular component: cell cortex. Lineage: Eukaryota; Metazoa; Echinodermata; Asteroidea; Valvatida; Acanthasteridae.
UCCAUUUUGUCCGGUAAACGUGCACAUGCGCUGAAUUGCACACGGAUAUUGGGAAAUCUAACUGUGGCAGCAUUCACGGGCAAGUAGGGUGGAGAUUCAGCCAAAUUUAAUCGGAACAUUUAGCCCAAUUUUCGUCCCUUUCGACAGGUGGACAUUGACUGGUAAGCCUGGGAAGAUGUCGUGGGAUUCGUACCUCGAUAACCUGAUCGCCCAGAGCAAAGAUUCAGGCGGCAACGCUCAUGUCGACAAGUGUGCGAUCAUCGGCAUCGAUGGCGGCGCCAAGUGGACGACCGACGGCCACGCGAAUGCGCUCAAGCUGACCCCGGACGAGGCGGCCAACAUCGCCCGAGCCUUCAAGGCCAAAGAUUUCACGACGUUCAUGGCUGGCGGCGUUAGGGCUGAGGGUGUCAAGUUUCAGUUCCUGCGGGAGGAGGAUAAAAAAUGUGUGUACGCUAAGAAAAAGGGUGACGGGGCUCUCUCCAUCCAAUCUUCAAAGACGGCCUUGGUCCUGGCGCAUUGCCCGGAAGGGGGCCAGCAAGGAAACACCAACAAAGCUGUAGGCGUCAUCGCAGAAUACUUGGAGAGUUUGGGCAUGUAACCCCGCUUCUCCCCACUCCUCUCUUUUUGGCAUUUUGUAACGAGUAACUUUCGUCCCAGCCGGGUUUUAAAAACAAGUUUCAGAAACUUGCUUCUGAAUCAGAUGGAAUGCCCCGCCCCAUCCCCCCCUUCAACUGGAACUUUGCCAUUUACUGCAGUCAAAUCACUACGUACGCCCCUUCCUCAGUGCUCCAGAAAAACAAAAUGCUUUAAAAAAAUGACACGUGGUUGGAGAUGCUGUUGCUUGUAACUUCAUGCAUUAUUCAUUUUGUGCAGUCAGCCCCCGAACGAACAUGCUCUAAUUUUGGAUAACAGAGACUUCACCUCAUGAAAAAGACAAACGACGGUUUCGGACUUGCUUUAUGCGUCUAUGGUUUUGGGGGUUGGAUCAUGGCAAAGCAUACAGACCAGUCCAACUGGGUCAUUCUGGUCUUCCGAUGAAUCCAUGGUGUUAAUUUGAACUCCUUGCGAAAGUUCCAUUGCUGUCUGUCGUGAACCAAUUCAGUGCUCCCCCCGAAAAGUGCUAGACAUGCUUGACUGCAGCUAUACCAAAUUCCGAAAUUCACACAUGCUAGCCCAGAACCGCCACUGCAUGCUUUGCCAGGGAAUGGACCGAAACGAGCGCAAGUCGUCCCGCCUGUGAUGACGCAUCUUCCACUUGCUGCCUAAGUGUGGACUGGACAGGUUUUCUUACAAAUUUGGCAUGCAGGGCCAGUUGUCAAGCCCCUCAGUUGCACCCCCCUUAGAAACAUCUACAGUGCACCCCUCGCUCAAGCCACAGCCCUCCAUUUCGCCGGGGCUGUGGCAAGCCAGAAGCCAUUUAUUCCGCUGCCUAAGCGGUCCGUGGCUCAAAGGAGGAAACUGCCUGGAGGAACUAUCGUGGGCAGCCAUCCGCUGCUGCUGCUGCUGGGACUUGUUGCGGUCGGUGAAAAGGAAAGAAAAGACUGCCUGACCCGGUUUUCUGAGAACCAGGAACUUUGGGCCUCGUGUGUAUUGCAACAUGGCCUGACCAAAAGUGCUGGAAAGAAUGCAUGCCAGUCGUUUACAAAAGACAACAAAUUCAGAACUGCCUGCUGCUUGUUUUUGGUUCCUAAAGCUGUUCUGCUGGGGACACCCACUUCAAAAAUCAAGUUCCUUGUCAGGUCCAUUUCGGGACUGCAGAAGAUAUUGUACUUACUCGCUCAAGCUUUGUGCUAACCCUAUCAGGCAUGGAUAUGUUCACCCCACCCCUCAACAAUGGACUCUGGACCCCACCGUCUAUCCGAACAGCAAACACAGCCAAACUCCUCCCUGGGCAACAGGAGCCAUCCCUUCUGUUUCUGUGUCACCAAACUUUGGAUCACCCCCAAUGAUGUUGACUGUGUACACUCUACACACACACACGUCACAACCAGCAACCACGCAGAUGUUCCCAUUUCUGCCUACCAGAGGGCACACAAAGCACCAGCAAAAGAUGAGAGAACAUCCCAAGAGACGGCUACGAAUGGGCACGGACUACACCAGUGACCGGGUUGGACACCUUUGGAAUGGGAACUGGACACCAGCAGUCGACGAAAAGGUCACUUGAUGCAUGCCAGGGGGGCAUUCUGACUGUUUGGAAUUCCCGGUAUCAUCCAGUUGGACUGAUGAUUGUAAUUGGUCACAACAAAGGGCCAUUUGCAUAAUUAGGCCUGAGAUCCUCUGUAAGUCGCAUGCACGCUGUGUGAGUCACAUGCACACUCCACACAACUUUCAAGAAUACCGAUUGCCAUUACUGUAGCGCUACUGUGCAUUACUUUAAAACUUGAGCCCUCAUUGCAAUUCAGUGAUCGAUACCCUUAACUAACGGUGAAUUGUACGCACUGGAAAUCAAAAAAUAAGUUGCCAUUGCGCAGUUUUGAAUACAUUCGGCUGUGCCUAAAUUACAAUGCGCUGGGAUGGAUCACCACUUCAUGACAAAUCUCUUGGUGGCGCACUGCAUUGUGAAUCGCUUGUGUUCAAAAUUCAGCCCUUUUGUGUUUCUUUUGCAGUUCAAAGUCCCAGCUUCAAACCAAAUUCCAUCUAGCCCCAAAAGGUAACAACACUUCAGAACGAUGUGGCCGCUGGCCAACUUAUCCAUUCCACAGAAAUGAAGACGACUCGAAAUUAAAUUUGUGAGUGUGCAUGCGGCCAUAGCCCUGUCUGUGGCAUGCAGAGGUACAGUGUAACAGCACUGUCAUUGUGAAGUCUGCCAUCACAGUACACUCUGAAUUUAGGAGCCGGUUCAGCUAGAAGGAAAUAAAGAAUAUUUUCAACUGUUUACUGUAGGUCGGGCCACUCCCGCAUAAGCUGCACCAGGAAAUGGAGGGCCACACAUGUAAUCUCAUGCAAAUGGUACAUCCGGGUUCCAGUAUCAAGCAACCGGUGAGCAGGAAAAGGAAAAAACAGAACAAAAAAGUCGAAUGGAAUGUACUUCCAUGACCUUGCCAAGUUUUGUCAUGACCUAACCCUCAGUAGGAUUUCAGUUGAGGGACAAUUCAAAAGUGGUAGGCAAUUAUUUCUGUUGUCAGCAUUUCGUUGCUUCACAUCGGCCAUCUACAAAUUUGGUACUUUUGUUUUUACCAGUUACUACAUCAAGGUGAAACUCACUGCUGGCCAACCGGAAAAAUACUGUUCACUGUUUCAUUUUUCAAAUCCCAAAGCAUUUUUUCAAUCUAUUUAGGUAGGAGUAACCUUCAGUUUGUUAGCUAUGAAAGAAAAGCAAGACCCAUUGAAAAAGGGGUCACUAACCAAAAAAACUAAAGCCAUCUCUCAACAGCCAGCACCUAUUAAAUGAAUUUCCUGAUUGGAAAACAAACAAGUCAAUGCAGGAAAAAUGUCGCCGCAGCAAAUUGCAACCUGUAUUGCCACAAUCGGCCAUUGCUUUUUGCUUAGUUACAGGUUAAAGCCAAUGGACUUUGAAACCCAUUGGAACACCACUGUGACUCAAAAUCAUCGCUUUUGCCUAUUCGCCGUCACCGUAAAGUAAAUGAAGACCAAACUUUUUCCAUGUACUUAGGGAGGGACUGCAUCACACAUGCAGGGGCACCCAUAUUAUUGUAACAACCAGUCAAGUGUUAGAAUUUGCAGCAUUUAUUUUAUCCGAAUCAUGACUUAAAAUGUAAACUAAAAAAAAUUAAUCAACUUAGGGCCAAGAAUAGGGGGAAAUUUGUGUAUCAUGUCUAGGUUGUCUGAAAAAUAGACCUGUGCUUGAAUGCACACAUGUACUUGUCCAGGAAUUUUAGAAUUUAACAAUUGUCAUCAGGCAUGCAUGACUGGAGGCGGAUAUUAAUUGUUUUGUUCUUUAAAAAUGAAAAUAAAAAAACCAGGAAGAUUCAGUUCUAAUCGAAAUGACACCACCCCAGAGAGAGAGAGAGAAAUAGAAAACUAAUGAAUGAGCUCAGUGUGACAUGAUAAAAUAAACACAUAGUAUUUACUCAGGCCUACGUGCCUACAGGAUGUGGCCUGAUUUUACGCAGUCUGCAUAGUCUGCAUAGAUCUUGUUGGAACUAGUACUGAAUAAACGAGACAUUUAUGGAAAUGAACUACAUCAAAUUGUGCAAGAAACAAAUUGUGGAGAAAUGUGUUGAUCUUUUUGAAAAACGAAAAAAUUAUUUAUCAGUCAUGUCUGGGAAAGAGAACAGAAUAGUCUGCAGACGAGAAAAAGACUUGGAGAAAAGAAAAACUAAAUGGCUUGUGAAACCAUAAUUCCACUUUCCUUAGUCAGACCACAGCAUGGUGCUUCCAUAAUAGGGCCAGGUUAUUUGCCGUGGUGUGUGCGGUCAUGCGUGGGUGUUUUGGAGUUGGUCCCUUAACAACACACACAAUCUUGCACUCCAUGCACAUGUACGUGGCCACAGUAUUCAUAUGUACAUGUACAUGCACUGUGUACGUGCACCAUACUCGGUCUCACAUUACAUUUGUCUUUGAACAAGGUCCUUUGGAACACUGUGGAAUUGACAAAUUACCCUGUUGUAUCAGAAACCCUGUGUUAUCAGUCAUGCAUAACAAAGCGAAACAAAGAUCUGAGAUCUUACAUUUUCCUCUGUCUAUGGAGUUAUGUUGUCUGAACAAACUUUGCAUAUGCAUGCACUGAAUGCCAAAGUACAGUGCAUGUGUAUGUACAGUACAUGGUUCAUGGCUAGGCCGUGUGUUCACCAUACUCCUGGUCAGAGGUAUGUCUACUAUUUCUGGACAUUCCACUGUGUGUUAUUUUUUUUCUUUUCGCUUGGUUCCAGUGCUGUAAUGGGAUGAUCUUAGCCACAAGGCAGUGCUGGACCGCAUUGGUUUAACUCAGGACUUCUCCAAAACUAAUUAUCACUUGCUGUUUAAAAAAAAAGCCAGUUACAUGUUUCUCAUUUUAAGCAUGUCCAAGUGAAUUAUCCAUUCCACUGAAAGUUACUCUGUCACCGACCUUUUAUCCAUGUGAGAAUCAAGUUUUGCUCCAAGUGCAAAAGAAGAGCAGAUUUUAAUUGAUGCCAUAACUACGCGUGCACAAUUUGACAAUAUUUACUAGUAAUUUAAAUCAUACCUGACUGAUCAUGUUAAAUGCAAAGGCUGAUAUGGUAAUGCUUGAAUUUCAUUAAUGGCAGCACUUGAUAAUGAAAGCAACCUUGCUUAAAGUUCUGGGCUACACGUGUAUAGGCUUCAUGCUAUCGAGGGAAAUAUUGUUUCAUCGUUGACAGUAGCAGUUACAAGUACAAUUGUACAUUCAAAUUGUGUCCCAAAGGCUUGUUGGCUGUGCUAAAUGCACACUGCAGAUGUGUAAAGAGAAACAAUUUCUGCAGGAACAUCUUGCAGAAUUUUUGCUAAUCAAUAAAUAAUUUUCUGCCCUGUGAAUUUAGUAGUAACAGGCCUGCCAUCAAUUACUCAAGAAACAAUUAUGAAGAGAAUGGAGUGGACUUUGAAAAGAGGUGUUUCAUGUAGUUUUUACGUUAAUAGUUUUGUAAUAUUUGACAGCUUUAUUUUUUUUCUCUCUCAUCCAAUGUAUUAAAUGAUUUACCGAGCUAAUUUUAAUUCAGAUUACUAGCUAAUCCUUAAUCUAAAUCAUGUUGUAACUGAGAAAGAUGAAAAGUAACGAAUUUAAUGUUUAUGUAGUCUUAUGCAAGUGUCAAGUUGGAUCUUGGGGUGGACUGGGACAAGUUUACUUCCGAGGCAUUAUAAAUUACAGUAUACCUACACCAUGUACACAGCACUAGUCCAAGGAUGGUGCCAUUUGUGUAAACCAAAUUGGGCCAGGUAAGGUUAGUAGUGGAAGUCUUCAGUGGGCACUUAGGAAUUGCAUAAAAACUGGCUAGAAAGAAUUGUA